Molecule: messenger RNA, 409 nt
Organism: Owenia fusiformis
Lineage: Eukaryota; Metazoa; Annelida; Polychaeta; Sabellida; Oweniidae
Source: the annotation of a GenBank genome assembly
AGAGGGAGAUGUAAAAAGUUAGGGGGAUACCUCGCCAUUGUGGACUCAGAGAAAGAGAAUGACUUCUUUAAAGACAUCCUGAAGGGUGAUGAUGAAAAUGCAGAUUUCUUACUCGGUGGAGGACGAUCAAAACCAAAAACUAAUUGGGUUUGGAAAGAUCAUCCAAAUGAGCCAAGUAAACCCUUCAGUUAUACAGACUGGAGAUGGGAAGAACCAAACAGUCCACGGACAGAACGGUGUAUUGCUGUCAAUAUUGAGGGAUGGAAUGAUGUGACAUGUUACCAUGGUUAUCAGUUUAUAUGUGAAGCCAUUCCAUUGUAAUCACAAUUAUUAUGAUGAAAAAAGAACUCUUUUCAGUUUAAAUCAUCUCAAAAAGUGGUUACAAUUAUACUCUAUGAGUUGUUGCACA